Molecule: messenger RNA, 2566 nt
Organism: Canis lupus familiaris (dog)
Lineage: Eukaryota; Metazoa; Chordata; Mammalia; Carnivora; Canidae
Gene: PIK3IP1
Product: phosphoinositide-3-kinase interacting protein 1
Exons: 6
Coding region: 181-987 (268 amino acids)
Source: RefSeq, a predicted model, not a curated record
CCUUUCAGCGGAAAAAACACCUCGCUGCAGCAAGCUAGCUGGGAAGCUCCCAAUUCUAAAGAGACGCUGUUUACCAGAAGAGCAUAACAAGGGCAGGUCUGACUGCAAGCCUGGGACUGGGAGGCAGAGCCGACGCCAAGGGGAACCCAGUUGGACACUGGUUGGUCAAUCACCUGCAAGAUGAAGGAGGUGAGGAUGCUCUUGGCCUGGGUGCAAACAUUCCUCAUCAGCAACAUGCUCCUAGCAGAAGCCUAUGGAUCUGGAGGUUGCUUCUGGGACAACGGCCACCUGUACCGGGCGGACCAGCCCUCCCCAGCACCGGGCCUGCGCUGCCUCAACUGGCUGGAGGCGCAGAGCCGCCUGGCGUCUGCCUCCGCGGCGGACGCCGGCAACCACAGCUUCUGCCGGAACCCGGACCGGGACCCACGCGGGCCCUGGUGCUACGUCAGCGGCGAGGCCGGCGCUCCCGAGAAGCGGCCUUGCGAGGACCUGCGCUGCUCAGAGACCACUUCCCUAUCCCCUCCAACCUCCACAGCAGACACUGAGGAGGCGUCUGAAGUGCCAAGUGGAGAUGAGGUGCAGCUGUUCCCUCCUGCCAAUGCCCUGCCCGCCCGGAGUGAGGCAGCAGCCGUGCAGCCAGUGAUUGGGAUCAGCCAACGGGUUCGGGUCAACUCCAAAGAGAAAAAAGACCUGGGAACCCUGGGCUAUGUGCUGGGCAUUACCAUGAUGGUGAUCAUCAUUGCCAUCGGAGCUGGCAUCGUCUUGGGCUAUACCUAUAAGAGGGGGAAGGACCUGAAAGAGCAGCAUGACCAGCAAGUGUGUGAGAGGGAGAUGCAACGAAUUACCCUACCCUUGUCUGCUUUCACCAACCCCACCUGUGAGAUCAUGGAUGAGAAGACUAUUGUGGUCCACACCAACCAGACUCCAGUGGACCUUCAGGAGGGCAGCGCUCCCCUCAUGGGCCAGGCAGGCACGCCUGGGGCCUGAGCUGCCACUAAUGGGCAGUAGCCCAUGCAGACACUGGUGCAGGACAGCCUACCCUCCUACAGCUGGGAGGAUCUAUAGUUUUUGUUGUGGUUAAAACCCUCCCUUGACUUUUUAUUUUUUUAUUUUUUUUAAUUUUUUUUUGGUGAAUUCUAAAACAGAAGCAGAGGUUGUGCUAAGGGUAAGGCUGGGUAGGAUCCUACCAGUGCUCCUCCUCCAUCCUUGGAGCAGGAUUUUGCCUGUGGAUGGAGUUAGCAGUGGCCUCCACAGCAGUGCUGCUGACCAGGGCUUCCAAACAUUGCUUAUGCCCCAGAACUGAAUCAGGGACAGACAGGGAGCUCCCCAAGGCUCCUCUAUGCUUUAUUAUCUAAGAUGGCCUCAGUCUCCACCCUCCUGUCUGUUCUCUGUGGGCUUGAGUGGCGCAUACUGUUAUCCAUAGUUCAGGUCAAGUAGGUCAAGAGUCAGGAUUUAAAAAUUAUAUUUAGUUUUUAAAAUAGUUGGGAUGGAACUCCCUACUGACCUCUGAGAACCAGAAACGAGUUUGUACAGAAGUCAAAACUGUGGGUUGAAAAUGGGAUCUAGGCUAGGGGCUCCUGGGGGUGCUCCAGCUUUGCUGGCAGUGAUGUGCCUUGAUAACCAUGGGCUGGGCCUGGGCCCAGGCCCAGGGACUCUUCCUGUUUCAAAAGGAAAGGAAGAAUUGCACUGAACAUUCCACUUGGGAAGAGGGUAGAGAAGGAUCCACGGCUGCUUUAGGCCACAGGACCUGAGGGGACCUGGGGUACCCUAGACAGUUUCUGUUCAGGGUGGACAAUGACCUCUUUUCAUUUUGCAGGGGUAAGACAAGAGCCAAUUAACCUAUGGGAAUUACACUGUGGGUCCUUGUGAGCUGCUUCUGAGAGGGUAACCCAGAAACUAAGCUCAGAGGCAAGGUAGUAAAGUACGUCAGGACUUGCCCCGGCAGUGGCUUGAGUUUGCAGGUGGCUCUGUAGCCUCCAGGCUAGUGCAUUCCUGGGGAUAGUAGGGCUAGGGUCACAACCCCUAACUUGUAAAACAAUCAGAACCAUUGGGAGGGACCUUAGGGUUCCUCAAGCCUUUUGGACACAGGACCCUCUGGGAGCCCAUAGGGGUAAAGUGAUGCCUAAGGUCAUAGAGCAAGCUACUGGCAUGGCCAAGAGGAGAAUAACAUUUCUCCACAGCACUGUGCUGCACUGAGCCAGUGGGUCAGCAGGGCCUCCAAGCCCUGAUGUCACACUUGGAGGCCUUAGUAGUGCUCCCUAUCCAGAGCUUCCUUCCCAAAGCCUUUCCACUGCCCCACAUGGAGGGGAGGGGUCAGUAGGGCCCAUUCUCUUCAGCAGACUAUUCCUGGGAGUGGUUUGCUGAGGGGACCUAGGGUUCAAGGGUCCCUUGGUGUUAGUUGAUACCGAAGAAAAGAACAGUACAUUACUGGUUUCUACUUUUCUAUAAAAGCAUUUCUCUGUGUACAUGUUUUAUAUACCUCAUUCUGAUACCUGCAUAUAAAGUGCAGGAAAUUGCUCUGCAUUUGACUUGUAUAAAUUUAAAAAAAACACAAAAAAACAAAAAA